UCUGGACCAGUGGCUCUUUCUGUCAGAAGAGCAAAGCAGUUGAUUUCCUUAUAUACAAUGGCACAAAAUCCAAACAUGACCCACUUGAAGAUAAGUGAACUGGUUGUGCUUCCUCCCCUCUGGAUAAGGUGUGACGGUUCUGAUCCUGAACAUACUUGUUGGCUUGGAGCUGAGCCUCUCAAAGCUGGCAACAAAAUCACGGGAAUCAAUUUUCAUAUGGUUACGUGUGAUGGUCCUACAGCUGAUAAAACCUGUUUUGCAAACCUGGAAGAGCUCAAAAUGGCACAUAAAAUGGAGCAUCACUCAUCUCUUGUGACGACAAAAGGAUUUGCUCAGUAUGAACUCAUUAGAGCUGCUGCAAUAGAGGACACAAUUGUAGAAUCUGAAAGCAAUAUAUAUGUUGAUAUUACGUGGAAUACUGUAGAUAAGAUUCUGGAGACACCCCCGCUAAUUUCAGCUGCCACACUGAAUAUUGCACUGGAGUCUGGGGACCCCAGAAGUCCUGUAUAUCAGCUAUAUAGAGAACUGCAGUUUCUCCUUGCUUUGGCCGAAGGUUUGAAGACAGGCGUGACUGAGUGGCCUGAGCCCUUAGAGUCUGACUCCGCGGUUGAACUGGUCCAGGAAUUUCUGACUGAUUUAAAGAAGAAACUGGAUGGAUAUUGUAUAUCUGGAAACAGUAAUGAAACAGAGGUAUAUAAAAUCAAAUGUGACACUGCUGCAGUGGACAGUUCAAUAAAAUCAAUCUUCAGUGAGCGAGGAGACCUGGAUUUUGCUGAACAGUUAUGGUGCAAAAUGAGAAGUAAGUGUGUCACUUCCUAUCAGGAGUUGAUAGAGUGUUUCACACUGAUCAUAAAAUCCUUGGAACGUGGUGAGAUACAGCCAUGGAUUCAUCAAGGGAGUAGCAGUUUGCUAAGUAAAUUGAUUCAACAGUCUUAUCACGGAAAGAUAGAGGUCGUUUCCCUCAGUGGCAUCACUCCAAUUCAAAUGCUCUUGGAGAUCGGUUUGGAUAAGAUGAAGAAGGAUUAUGUCAGUUUUUUCAUAGGCCAGGAACUUGCAACAUUAACCUGCUUGGAUUACUUCAUUUCCACGUCAGUAGAUCUACAAGAGCAAGUUCAUCGUGUUCAAAAGCUCCACCAUAUGCUGGAAAUAAUGGUCAGCUGUACAGUCUUACUUCAGUUUAAACAUGAGAACCUCUUCCCCUUGACACAAAUUUGCAUGAAGUAUUAUAAGGAAAACCCUCUCAAUGAGAAGCAUGUGUUUCAACUUCCAAUCAGACCAGCACUUGUCAAGAAGUUCUAUCAAAAUGAUCACCCAGAAAUAUGGAAGGUGGACAUAAGUAGCGGGCAUGGACAGAAGGAGGUUAAAACAACAUGGCAAGUUAGUACUAAUCCUCCAGUGGAGCAUAUGACAUCAAACAACACAGGUCUCUUUUCCGAUUCCACAGUUAAUGGCAGCAGUGACGAAAGAAUGUAUUUUAUUACAAUGGCUAAGUGCAGUCAGGUGCAUUUCAUAUAGAGGCAUGUUACUCCACAGGCAGGCACUUGAAAGGUACAGUAAAGAGGAAAGUUCAGUAUUAUCUGUGUCCCAACGGUAUAUUUAGAAACACUCUGUGCUUUGAAGAACAGUACAUCUUACUGAGUUAUUUGCUUUGGUAUGCUUGAAGUGUGACAUACGCAGCCAUAAUUCAUCUGUACACAUCUAAUUUGUUUUUAAAUGUUGUGCAAUUAUGAAUGUAUAGUAUAAUUAUUUUGAAAAUAUAGAAGACGUUUUUGUUCGUAUAUUUACAAACAUUCAAUAAAGUUCUGCACUUUGGGGUUUUAAA
This is a messenger RNA of Nipponia nippon (crested ibis), 1822 nucleotides long. Lineage: Eukaryota; Metazoa; Chordata; Aves; Pelecaniformes; Threskiornithidae. The record is from RefSeq and is a predicted model, not a curated record.